Messenger RNA from Durusdinium trenchii, 978 nucleotides. Lineage: Eukaryota; Dinophyceae; Suessiales; Symbiodiniaceae. The record is from the annotation of a GenBank genome assembly.
AUGAUCUCUGCAAACCAAGAGAAGCGCAGCCUCCGAGAUGACCUGGAGGCAAAGAUUCAAGAGCAGACGCGUCGCGCGAACGACUUUGAGGCCAGGUACAUGCAACUGCAAGCGCAAGAGGACAUUCGAUCACCAUCCCAACAACAGGCGGACAGGACGUUUGUUGACCGCCUCAUGAAAGACAAGGAAAGCCUUGAGAAGGGCACACAGAAAUUGCAAGAGCAGCUUGCCAAGGCCAAUCUUGCCGCCAACGAGCUAGAGGCCAAAUUCAACCAGGAGCGGCUGCAGCUUGAAGCUGCAAAUAUAGAUCGCCAAGAGCUGCUCCAAAGGCAAAAGCUCACAGCCGAGGAAGCGGCCCAAGCGGACAAGGUUUUGCAGCAGCAGAUCAGAUCGGCACAGGAGGCCGAGGUAAAGCUGUCAAACCGGGCAGCUGCACUGAAGGCCCUGAUGGAAGGUGAGCGAGUCAAGGUAGAGCAGCUCACCGAUGGUUUUGCACACGAGGCUGUGGGACAAAGAUCCCAGAAGCACCUGGAGGACCAACUGCAGGAGCUGAGCAGCCAGAUGGUGGAGAUGAGAUCCAUGCUGAGAUCGCAAAAAGUCCCGGAUGGUGCACAGGAUGUGGAGUUGACAAGAGCCUUAAAGGAGGUCUCGGCCGCCAAUGCCCAGAUCCAGACCGCGGUGGCUCGGGAACUCGGCGGUCGACCGAGUGCAGGUGCUUCAGUCACUCCGAAGGAUGCAAAUGCACCCCCACAGGAUGCUAUGAAGUUCAAGAGGGGCAAAGUACCAAGAGUGCGGGAGUUUCAUGGCAAACUAUGGGCAUCGACAGAUGACACAAUCCAGACAGGGCAAAAGGUCCGCCACACGAUGAUUGAGAGUGCAUUGGUGCGACAACAGACGCAGCUUUGCAAGCAAAUGAUCCAGGAAGUCGAUGCAUGCCGGCUGGCUCAAGCAGCUAACUGGCCUAGCAGGCCAACCUGA